Messenger RNA from Xenopus tropicalis (tropical clawed frog), 3706 nucleotides. The record is from RefSeq and is a predicted model, not a curated record. Lineage: Eukaryota; Metazoa; Chordata; Amphibia; Anura; Pipidae.
AGUUUGGCGCUCUUUGCCAAAGGACUGAGUGAGCCAAAGCCAUUCUGUCCCCUCCUUAUUCCCCUCCCCUCUCAGUCAGAGCAUCCAUCCUACAGCAGCCCGGCCGCCUCGCUUCUCCUCACUGCAGCCGCCGAACCUCCUCGGACAUGUCUCUCCCCAAGAUCUCCUCAUCCUCAGCCAUCCAGAUCAGCAGGAUUAUGCGCCCAGAUGAUGCGAAUAUUGCAGGAAAUGUCCAUGGUGGAACCAUUCUGAAGAUGAUUGAAGAAGCAGGAGCCAUUAUAAGUACACGCCAUUGUAAUAGCCAAGAUGGGGAGCGAUGUGUAGCUGCAUUGGCUCGCGUGGAACGCACUGACUUCCUGUCACCGAUGUGCAUUGGAGAAGUGGGUCACGUCAGUGCCGAAAUUACCUAUACCUCUAAGCACUCAGUGGAGGUUCAAGUUAAUGUCAUGGCAGAAAACAUCUUAACGGGUUCUAAAAGGGUAACAAACAGAGCCACAUUAUGGUAUGUUCCACUGUCUCUGACAAACGUGGACAAAGUCACUGAAGUUCCUCCAAUCCAGUAUGAAAAAAAAGAGCUAGAAGAGGAAGGAAAGAAACGUUAUGAAGAUCAAAAACUAGAACGUAUGGAAACUAAACAAAGGAAUGGUGAAUUUAUCGUACCUUCUGUUAACCAAGACAGGCAAAACAAAGAAGAGUAUACUGUUGGAUACAGCCAGUCCAGCCUGAUUCAUUUAGUGGGACCUUCGGAUUGUACACUGCACGGUUUUGUUCAUGGAGGUGUUACUAUGAAGCUAAUGGAUGAAGUGGCAGGAAUAGUUGCUGCUCGUCAUUGUAAGACCAAUAUUGUUACAGCUUCUGUGGAUGCCAUUGACUUCCAUCGAAAGAUUAAGAAAGGUUGCAUUAUUACCAUAUCUGGCCGUAUGACAUUCACCAGCAAUAAGUCUAUGGAGAUUGAGGUGUUUGUGGAUGCUGAUACCCUAGUUGGUGACACACAGGAGAGAUAUCGAGCUGUCAGCGCAUACUUUACUUAUGUAUCCUUAAGCAAAGAAGGGAAACCCCUGCCGGUGCCUCAGUUAGUGAUUGAAAGUGAAGAAGAAAAAAAGAGAUUUGAAGAAGGAAAGGGACGUUACCUACAAACAAAAGCCAAACGACAAGCACACAUGCAGUCUUUGACCCAGCAAUGACCAUCUAACUGCAGCAGUCUAUAGGAAUCAGCUAGCAAUGGGAAUUGUCAGACUGCCCAAGCUGUCCAAAUAGUCCCUUUAUAAUGAAAAUAGAAAUAGUGUUAUGUGAUGUGAAAUGCAAUGUAAAGAUCAGAUUCUGAUGUAUUAUAUAUAUAUAUUGAGUAGUACAAAUAUUGAAACUGUUAUAUUAUUAAUGAUUAGAGAAAGUUUAAGUAUCUGAUUAGCAUUUUAAAUAAUUUAUCAUUACUGCUGUUAGCUAUAUAUGUUCUUAUGUUGCACUUGGCUGUGGUUGGAUCCUGUCACAGCUGCACAUACACAGGAGAUGGGAAUGUAAAAGGGAAAGGUCCCCAAUCCCUAAAGUUUGUAUUUCAAACCCAAUACAGGCAAACCAAUGUUCCACAUUCCAACAGGUAUUAUAAUAGCACGGCCAAAGGAAGAGAAGCCUACUUUUGCAGCUGCUGAGCAGAACUCCUUUGGCAGUGGUAGGACAAGGCAGAGUCCUCUUAUUUCACAUAUAAUUGUUUUAAAGUGAUAUGAUUUUCUAAUAUGAUCACAUAACUACACUCACAGUAGUUCUGCUCCAGUCACAGGUGGCAUCUGCUAUUAUCUGGUGCCGAUUGGUUAAUUUACACUUAUUCGUGUGUUAGGUAUAUCACUUCCUACAGUUCUUUCUCUCUGUUUUGGGUCUCAAAAUCUCUUCUUCAAAAGCUUUGUACUUUGUACUGCUAGACAUUCAGUGGCGUGAACAGUAUUUGCCCACUUCAACAAUUUAGUGGUUGAGGAGAAUAGGUCAAGGGGCUGAAUACAUUUGAAAGGCACUAUAUUUGUGCUUCCAGAAGAGAACAUGUACUAAAUUAGUAUUAUUUUCUAUUUGGGGUUGAUUUAAUAAUAGGUGCUAUACUGCAACCCAAGCAUCAGUGCAGCUAACCAUAGCAACCAUUUUGAUCUUUGCUUUCAUUUCCAGCUAAUAGACUUAUCAAUACUUAUUACUGAUUGGUUGCUAUGAGCGACUGUACUAUAGCAUCUAUGUUAGUAAAUUAGCUCUUUUACAUGAUAUAAACUUCUUGGUACUUCUUGGUACUAUAUUAGCUAAACCCAAAGGUUUCUAGGCCGUGGAACAUUAGCUUCCUAAUUCAAAAAAACAAAUCCAAAAAAAAGUUAUUUUGCUAUUAAAAGUUUUACAAAUUAAAAUGUAUUUUUAGAUUGUAAAAUCUACUAAUAAAAAAAGGGUCAGUGCUGCAGAUUUUAUGUUACAUCUUUACAUUUGCACUUUGAUCUAUGCUGCACCACAUGUUUACUGGCACUUAUACCAAAAAGAAAAAUAUGUAGGGAGCACCACACGCACUUUAUAUGUGCAAUUACGCACGGGCGAUGCUCACUUCAUGUCACGUUACAAACAAUGGGGUAAAAAGGAAGUCAUAGCACUUACCACUUCUCGCUGUGCAAUUCUCUUGUUUGUUCAUUGUGGUAAAACUGGCUAAAUAAACAAGAGAAUUGGUGGGUGCUAUAACUUCCUUUUUACUCCAUUAUGCCAAAAUGACCCAAUAUGAGGCCAUGUGGCCGUUGUGAACUACAAACUGGAAUCAGGUAGCAGUAGCUGCUAUGUGUCUGUUAAUAACAGCUGAAUGGUUGUUGGACUUCCUUGGUUUAAAAGAAUGUUCAUUUAUAUGCACUAAAUUCUGAUAAACAUACAGUAUCAGUAUUUGCUUGUGUUGCCUUAAGGCAAACCAGCUGCUGCUGCUGCAUUAAACCUCCCAUUCUUCUGCAGUACCGCAGUUGCCUGCUAAGAAAUAAUGAGAUUUUAGGUUCAGCUCAGUUGUACAGCCUCCAUAAACUAUGCGGCUUUGCUGAUUACUGAAGCAUGCCUUUUAUUAAGGGCAAAGAGCCUUUGCCAUUAUUUUUUUUUUUAAUUAGUAUUAGUAGUAGCCAAAAACACACACGAAAAUUGCUCUUCAUUGUCUAUGAGAAUCCUAUUAAUGCGUGAGCACAAGUCAAUGGGAAGCCAUUGCGGAUUGGAAGCAGUAUAUUGCCAUCAAAAAUAGCACUGAUCAAAUCACUAUAACCUAAGGGAUAAAGCCCAAGAGAGCCAGGCCAAGUCAUGCCUAUAGAUAAGGGCAUACAGUGUUUACUAAUAUGCAGAUCACUCGGGGUUUGCUGAUUCCAUAAAGAUAAUUCUAAGCAUCUUUAAUGAUCACGCAUCUCCUUAUAUGAGUCACUAGUUAUUUUAAAUUCACUGACUAACUCACCAUCAUCUGCCUCCUUUAGCGUCAGAGGGCCACUAGUUAAUGUCACAUUGUUAUUGAAAGGCAAAUCACAGGGGGAGUUAGUUUGGGGAAUUCAUCUAUAAAUAAGCUGUGACCAAGUGAUCACAAGUUACAGGAGAUGCACAGCUUGCUGGCUUUGUCACAAGUAGUUAUGUAUUGCUUUUAGAUCUGAACAAUGUCUAAUGGUAGUAUGAAAGUUAUAUUCCAAUGUCUCUGUUCUUAAGUAAUAAUAAAAGGAACAACAGAAUUCAUAUGAAA